ACUACGAGCGCUCGGUGCUAGUAAGGUGGGCGACGGAACAAGGACUUCUUCUGCGUCUUCAACUCCAGGAGACACGACCGGUAAUCAUGGCAAUACAGAAGAUGCUAGUAGAGAAGACAAACCGGACUUCACGAAGGACAUCGCAGCCAACGUGGCGCUGCAGCUUCCUACCGCUUGUGUUCAGGACGACACGCGGCUAAAGAAGACGUUCGUGCAGCUGUACAACACAGCUGGAGUCGCAUUGCACGACAGAUGGUCUGCUGCGGAUUUGGUAGUCUAUGUACUCAAGCACAAAGUGCCUCCACGUGGCAACCUGGAACAGCCGUCUGUAGGCACCGCUGCGAUGGCUGUGUUGGUUGUCAUAGGCCUCCUCACUUUUUUCGGUGUUGCAGCCAUGGGGGUCUACUGCUGCCGUGCGUCCUCGGCAGCGCGAAACGGCAUCUACGAGGAGGAACUCGAGGGAGAAGAUGAUCCUGGAAAAGAAGGGCAAGAAUGUACUAUGCAUGGAGAAAACUACGCUCAGAAUCGAGGAGCUUACGAUGUUGAUCAAGACGGUUGGAAUCUAGAUUUCUAUCAGGGAGAUCCUGGCUCCCCGUUAGGCGAGGGCUCACCGAUCUGCGCGCAGGAGGAUGCCUUUUCGUUUGCACCGGAUGAGGAUCAUCCUACAAUGUACUAUCACGAAGAUGAAGCUCGGCACUGGGAGGACCCGGGUCACAUCAUACAUCACCUUGACGGCUUUGGUCCGCCGAGUCAUUUUAAUGAUCAGCGCAGCCCCCACACGGAGUACGAUAUUAAUCAACAUGAACAUCCUCCUCGUCACGCAGAACCAUUCUACCACGAUUUUUCGGAUCCUUACCAGGAUCACAGUCAUGCUAGUGCAACAGCUCCCACGUUCACGUAUUCGCAUGGCAUGAUCAACCAUGAACAAAGAGGAUAUGCAGAUCAACGUGUCUAUCAUGAUCAAUAUAAUGGAGCGCGCUUUGAUGAGCUGCCGGGUGUUCAUGAUCAGCAGCACUUAUUUCCAUUUAUAGCUCCACACGAUCCGAUGGCGCCACUCUGCCCCAGUGAUGUAGUUCUGCACACUGCCCCCUGUGGGGAAACAGCAGAUAGAGUUCGAGUCAUUCACCGGGAAGAGCUCCAAUCUCCGGGAACUGUUCUGCAAUCCGCAACGAGAUCGAUUCCACAGACCCGAAUCGAUCAUGAUGUGGUCGUCAACGUGGAAAGACAGCACAAUCAACAGCCGCCUCCUCCAAUCACGUCUUCUAGCAGGAGCUCUUCUAUGAUGUACUACCAUGAUCAAGUUGUUGCGGCGCCUCGACCACAACGGACGAUGAGACAGGAAGAUGAAGAAGCGAAGCAAAGGAUAGCACCAGCUAGUCGCGUCUUGCAAAAUGGUCUAGAAGUUUCCCAAGCGUCAUCUCCUUCACCUGAAACAUCGGAUAUUCCUGCGAUUCCCACAGAAACCGGCGAUGAAUACCACGGGAAUGAGAUUGGUAGAAGUAGGGAAGUAAUUACGCGGCAGGCUAGAGAAGUGCGCACUGGCACUACGACCACCGCCAAGGAGAAGGACCUGGACCGCCACGACCGUCCCAGGCCGUUAAUGGCUAGGGAGAGCGAAAGCCGAGUAGUGCAUUUAGUGAGACCCACCUUUCAACCGACAGAACAAGAUUAUGAGCAUCAUGGUCAGAGACUUUCUGCGCCACGAGAAGCUGUGCGGGGCAGAGGAACGACGUUGGCCUCCAAGACAGAUACAACUGGUGCUAGAACAAUGGUACUGGGGAAAUGUAGUCCAAGAGGUGCACGACGAGCAGUUGAACAAGAGGAAGCAGAUAAGAGAGCUUCGCCACCGAUCCAACGAAAGACGAUAGCGCCGUCUCCGGGUCUCUCGUCCCCUCCCAAGCGCCAUCAUCCUCUUCGUGUUUCAGAUGGUAUUGCUUCGAGGUCGCGGCGCACCUCAUCGGAGGAUAAUAACACUAUCAAAACUAGUAGACCAAAAGAACAAAAUACAACAAAUAGGAACAAGACUCGUGAAGAAAGAACAACUACGAACAAGAAACGUUCUCAAAGUGUAGCACAACAAGAACGGCCACAUCUUCCAGAGAAGAAAAAUGAAAAUGAAACAUUGUGGUUUUAUUCCGACCGACAAGGUGAAGUGCGUGGUCCUUUUUCGACCGAUAAGAUGCGUCGAUGGUGGUUGCGCAAGAAACUUUCGCGCCACCUAUGGGUCAAACCCCCACGUGUAUGGAGAGACAAGCUGAGUAGGCUGAGCCCCCGCAUCGCAAAGCGAUUCCAGGAGAUGCCACAAGAGCAUCAGGGUUAUCUGCCUAUUCGUGAACUAUUCGCGGAUGAUCUGGAAGCAGCGUUUGAUUUGCGAAAACUUGGGAUGACGUGAUACCUAGCUUUCUUAGCCAUCGUCAAUGUGGACGAUCAUUUUUCUUUCGAAGAAUCUCCUGCACCUGUGUAAGAAAGACAUUUACAUACAAAUUUCUCGUCUACAAUUACGUCAUGAAGGUUGGACAAAUAAUAGAACUGCUUGUCUUCCUUGUGGUAAAAUCCAUUAGACCAAUUGGGUCACAAGACAAUACGAGUGCUACUAUCGCAUGCAAACGCAAAACACUGUGGGUGCUUCACUAUGUUUGAAGACACCUUCUUUGUACUUGCUGUGACUGAUGUGAAAUGUUUUUUACUACGCUGUACGAUAUCUAUUACUAAGGG
Messenger RNA from Amoebophrya sp. A25, 2715 nucleotides. Lineage: Eukaryota; Dinophyceae; Syndiniales; Amoebophryaceae. The record is from the annotation of a GenBank genome assembly.